This is a messenger RNA of Esox lucius (northern pike), 3027 nucleotides long. It is a transcript of the gene tfb1m, whose product is annotated as transcription factor B1, mitochondrial. The coding region runs from base 479 to 1651 and encodes 390 amino acids. The transcript is spliced from 8 exons. The record is from RefSeq and is a predicted model, not a curated record. Gene Ontology annotation, biological process: transcription initiation at mitochondrial promoter; rRNA methylation. Gene Ontology annotation, molecular function: mitochondrial transcription factor activity; rRNA (adenine-N6,N6-)-dimethyltransferase activity. NCBI's taxonomy places the organism in Eukaryota, Metazoa, Chordata, Actinopteri, Esociformes, Esocidae. Gene Ontology annotation, cellular component: mitochondrial matrix.
AACGCGUUAUCGGUUCAACUCUUUUACCUUUCCACCCUUGUGUUAACUUUUCAAGUUUGUUUUUCGCAUAUGUGUUUGCAUGGUCGAGUUUGUGAACCUUUGUUACAUCUGUUUCAGUUCAGAGGCUUUUUCUCUUGUCCUGUAGAGAGAAAAGGAAGCUGACAGAAGGCGCUGGUUUCUUAGUUUGUUAGCCUGCUAGCUAACUAGCUACAGAGUUACACGUUUUGAGUUGCUACAGUUACAGUAAAGGUUCAGAAUAAAGUCGUAGCAAGAUCUCUUUAUGGUCACACAGUAUCAACCAUACAAUGUAUAACAUUAACUGUUGAAGGUCUUGUCUGUGUUUCGCUGUUGUAGGUCCUACUACUAUAAUUAACUGUUCCUAAUAAUCAAGACAACUAAAUUCAACUAAUGACAUUUUGUGUUGCCGUUCACACUUUUCUAAGACAGCUUGCAUAAUGUUGUAAUAGACUUGACAUUCAUGUGGCAGAACUACAAGGAAAUCAUUAAGUCAAGACAAAGCAGGACAACAUUUCGUAACUCGAUCACAGUUUGGGGGAUGGCGGCUUCCAGGAAGAUAGUGCCGUUCCGCUUGCCUCCCCUGCCCACCAUUGGGGAGAUAAUCAAGCUGUACAAGCUGCGAGCAGAGAAACAGCUGUCACAGAACUUUUUGCUGGACAUGAGGCUCACAGAUAAGAUUGUGCGCCAGGCGGGCUGUGUGAGGGACGCUCAUGUGUGUGAGGUGGGCCCCGGGCCUGGAGGACUGACCCGCUCCAUCCUCAACGCCGGGGCUGCCGACCUGCUGCUGGUGGAGAAGGACAACCGCUUCAUACCCGGACUGAAGCUCUUGUCCGAAGUGGCGCCAGGGAAGGUCAGGAUUGUCCAGGGUGACAUACUCACGUACAGAAUGGACAGAGGGUUCCCGAAGGUCCUAACCAAAGCGUGGGAAGAUGAUCCACCGGACCUGCAUAUCAUUGGGAACCUUCCCUUCAAUGUGUCCACUCCUCUCAUCAUCAAAUGGCUGGAGAACAUAUCCAACAGGACUGGACCCUUUGUAUACGGCCGGACCAGACUCACUCUUACUUUCCAGAAAGAGGUGGCAGAGAGGUUGACAGCCAGCACAUCCAGUCGCCAGAGGAGUCGUCUGUCCAUCAUGGCCCAGUACCUCUGUACUGUGAAGAGCUGCUUCACCAUCCCUGGACGUGCCUUCAUCCCCAAACCUGAGGUGGAUGUGGGGGUGGUACACUUCACCCCACUGGCUCAGCCCCAGAUCCAGCAGCCAUUCAAGCUGGUGGAAAAGGUGGUCAGGAACGUCUUCCAAUUCCGGAGGAAGCACUGCCACAAAGGAAUCGAAAUGCUGUUCCCGGAGGCCCAGAGGCUGGAGCUGGCUGAGGUGAUGAUGCGUGAGGCAGACGUUGAUCCCACCCUUCGACCCACAGAGCUGUCAAUCACUGACUUCAGAGCUCUGACAGACGCGUACAGCCACCUCUGCUCUGAGAACCCGGGCCUCCUCGCCUACGACUUCAGAGAAGAGCUCCGGCUCAAACACCUUAACAAGCGAAUGGGCAUGACCACUGUCAGGACUCAGAAAACGCGUCUUCCAGAGAGAGGCGCUGAAAAGGGCACAGUGGAAGAAGCACCUAAUGUUCUGUAAGGGACGAGUGGGACAACGGACUGCUCUUAGCACUGACAUUUCCACCUGGCGCACGCAUGCAUUUUUAAACGCCUUUCUUUGGUCUCCUGGAGGCGCUGGGCGAGAGACAGUGAAUACUGGAGAGGGUAGAGGGACUGUGGGGGAAACAACAUGGGGAGAUGUGAACACCGGCUGUCUUCUGAGAGGGAGGGAGGGAGACACCCCCCCCCCCCCCAGCCCCCCCCCCCCAGCUAAUGUGGCUAACUGAAAGGCACUCCUGUCCAGUUAGCCAAUGAACAAUGUGAAAUGACCAGCAUGAGUUUGAGGUGGGGGGCAGAUGUUUCCCAUCACACCCGAUUCUUCUCUUCAACCCUUCAUGCCCGCAUCUUGUGGUGGGAGUCUGGAAACAGGUUGAGGGUAUUCAGGCCAUUCCGCCUCUCUUCUGUCUCCCUCACUGGGGAGAUGAGUGGGAAGUGGAAGGAGAAGGGCUGUUUGGAAGUUGUCAGUUUCUGGUGAGGCUUUUGAAAUCCCAAAAUCUUCAGUGAGGACUCAGUUGUGCUUUGUUAGAAAUAAUAUACAUGUGAAAAACGUGAUAUAUAUAAUUUUUUUGGGACGCAUGGACAGGUAAUCCUCACUUCAAUACUAUUGACAGAUAAAAGUAACAUAAUUUAACAAAUAAAACUGAAUGAUUAUACUUGCCAAUUGUAUAUUCAUCAAAAAUCUACAGGAAUGCAUUUUCAUAGUGUGAAAAAAACAAGUUCACAUCAUGUACCAUUUCUUAACUGUCCAUCAGUCUCUUACAUUGACUGAGAGGACCCCCCCCCUCAUAAUGCUUCUUAUUUCAGCCAUUCUGUGUUCUGUUGAAGGAUCCGUUGUUGGUUCAGGUUUUCCUCUAUGUCACUUGUGGGUUCUUGGAAGUCGACAAGCAGAAUUUGGUGGGACAACCUGUACUGUGUAGACUAACUGUGGUCUGGAAUUUUUCCACUUUUAGAUGAUUUGUAUAUGAUUGUGUAAUGAUGCUCUUCAAAUUGCUUGGAAAUAUCUUUGUAAACUCUCCAAAACUCAUGGGCAUCAAUAAUCUUUCUUCUUGGCAUGUUGUAUUACUACACACCCAUAUGGUUAAGACCAAACCAGACCAAUUUUCCAAUCUUUCUGUAAGGCUGGACCCUCCCAAGUUACCCUCUAACAUACAGGUUUUGCGGUUUAUUCUAAUUUUAACCAUUUUGUGAAAGUAAAUAAGUACUUUUUCCACAUUUCAUAUCUAUUCAUUGAAUAUUUAACAUAUUUUUUUUUGGUUUGAUUAUUUCAGAUGACCGUUUAAAAAUUAAUGCGGUUGGAAUUUAGCUCAAAUAUCCGUUUGUCCAAAUAUAAGAAAAUAAAGACUACAUUGCUGGCUA